Messenger RNA from Cuscuta epithymum, 1512 nucleotides. Lineage: Eukaryota; Viridiplantae; Streptophyta; Magnoliopsida; Solanales; Convolvulaceae. The record is from the annotation of a GenBank genome assembly.
CUUAAUCCCUUCAUUGUCUCCGCUGGAGAGUUCAUAAAUCCUUUACCGGGAGAGUUUUGCUCUCGACGACGGGAAACGACCAGUGUUUGACCGGAAACCCAAUCGACGACUGCUGGCGGUGCGACCAGAACUGGGCCAACAACCGGCAGCGUCUAGCGGACUGCGGCAUUGGGUUCGGGCAGUCGGCGAUGGGCGGCAAAGGCGGCGAGAUCUACGUGGUCUCGGACUCCUCCGACGACGACACGGUGGAGCCGAAGCAGGGCACGCUCCGGCACGCGGUGAUCCAGACGGAGCCGCUCUGGAUCGUGUUCGCCGCCGACAUGACCAUAAAGCUGAAGCACGAGCUGAUAUUCAACAGCCACAAGACCGUCGACGGGCGCGGCGCGAACGUGCACAUCACCGGCGGCGGCUGCAUCACGCUGCAGUACAUCAGCAACGUCAUCAUCCACAACGUGCACAUUUACGAUUGUGUCCCGACGGGGAACACUAACAUACGGUCGACCCCAACGCACGUCGGGUGGAGAAGCAAAUCGGACGGCGAUGCGAUAUCCGUGUUCGGGUCAAGGAAUAUCUGGAUCGACCACUGCGCUUUGUCUCACUGUACAGAUGGCUUGGUUGAUGUCAUAAUGGGGUCCACCGCCAUCACGAUCUCCAAUAGCUUCUUUUCCCACCACGAUGAGGUUAUGCUUUUGGGACAUGACGAUAAAUACUUGCCUGACACCGGUAUGCAGGUUACAAUUGCAUUCAAUUACUUUGGAGAAGGGCUGGUACAAAGAAUGCCUAGAUGCAGAAGAGGGUAUAUACACGUGGUCAACAACGAUUUCACGGAAUGGCAAAUGUAUGCCAUCGGCGGCAGCGCUAACCCCACCAUCAACAGCCAGGCCAACCGCUACGCCGCCCCCGCCAACCCCAGCGCCAAGGAGGUCACGAAGCGCGUGGAUAUCGUGGACGAGGGAGAAUGGAGUGACUGGAACUGGAGGACAGACGGGGACAUAAUGGUGAAUGGAGCGUUUUUCGUGCCUUCCGGCGACGGGCAGAGGCUGACAACUCAAUAUGCCAAGGCGUCAAGCCUGGAGCCGAAGUCAGCGGAGCUCGUUGACCGGCUCACCAUGAACGCUGGUUGCCUCGGAGGAUCCAGGGAUAACAAGUUCGGUGGGGGGACAACCAGCAGCGGCUCAAGCCAGCCCGGCACCGGCGAUGGCAACUUCUUUGAAAUGAUAUUUGGGAGCGGGACUCGAGCAUCAUCAACCCCUACUCCGACCACCACCUUUUUUCUCUCUCUUUUAAUUUUAAGUUUGUACAUUAGCUUCAGUGGAGCUGGGCAACUAUGAUGUACACUGAUUAUUUAUGUAGAAGAAGAAAUCAAGUAAAAAGAAUGAUUACCCCAUUUUUGAAGAAAUGAUGAAAGAAAAUUGGUGGCAUCAUACAUUUCACCCUGUCUCACACUCUCACCCUUCUGUGCAUAUAAUAUUGUGCAAACUUCCUAUGGACCUGUAAUCUGACUCAAUAACC